Cynocephalus volans (Philippine flying lemur) is the source of this 3840-nucleotide messenger RNA. RefSeq names its product UDP-GlcNAc:betaGal beta-1,3-N-acetylglucosaminyltransferase like 1 (gene B3GNTL1). The transcript has 12 exons. Lineage: Eukaryota; Metazoa; Chordata; Mammalia; Dermoptera; Cynocephalidae. Bases 59 to 1288 code for a protein of 409 amino acids. The record is from RefSeq and is a predicted model, not a curated record.
GGGUCGCGCGGGGCCGAACUCGGGCAGCGGGCGGGGCGACGGAGGAUCGCGUGCGAGCAUGCAGGCCCGGGAGCCCCCUGCCGCGCCCGGCCCGCCGGCCCUCGUGUCUGUUAUCCUCCCAGUCCACAAUGCUGAGCCGUGGUUGGAUGAGUGUCUGAGGUCUGUUUUGCAACAGGACUUUGAAGGCACCAUGGAGCUCUCUGUUUUUAAUGAUGCCAGUGAGGAUGAGUCUGGGACUAUCAUCGAAAAAUGGAAAGGGAAGCUAGAAGAUUCUGGUAUCCGCGUGAUCAUUGGAGGGCACGAUUCUCCUCCUCGAGGAGUCGGAUAUUCUAAAAAUCAAGCAAUAGCACAGAGCUCAGGGUCUUUCCUUUGCUUUUUGGAUUCGGACGACGCAAUGAUGCCUCAGAGGGUGCGGCUGCAGCACGAAGCCGCCAUCCAACACCCGGCCAGCAUCAUAGGGUGCCGAGUGACGAGAGAGCCCCCAAACUCCACCGAGCGAUACACGCGUUGGAUCAACCAGCUGGAGUCCGAUCAGCUUCUGACCCAGGUGUUCACCUCCAAUGGCCCAACAGUGAUCAUGCCUACCUGGUUCUGCUCUCGAGCAUGGUUCUCCCACGUGGGCCCAUUUGAUGAGGGCGGGCAGGGUGUGCCGGAGGACCUGCUGUUCUUCUACGAGCACCUCAGGAAGGGCGGCGGGGUCGUCCGCGUGGACCAGAGCCUCCAUCUCUACCGCUACCACCUGCACGCUGCCACACACUCCAUCCUCGAGACAACCAUUUGGGCCCACCGUGUCCACUUCCUAGAAGAGCGGGCCCUGCCCCAGUGGGAGGCCUUCACCAUCUGGAACGCGGGUAGGCAGGGGCGCAGGCUGUACCGCAGCCUGACUGCUGCCAGCCGGCACAAGGUGGUUGCCUUCUGUGACGUCGACGAGAACAAGAUCAGGAAGGGCGUCUACUGCUACGAGGACUCCCAGGAGAGGCCCAAGCCCUGUGUUCCCAUUCUGCACUUCCGAGCCGCCCGGCCACCCUUUGUCAUCUGCGUGAAGCUGAGCGCAAGCAGCUUCACACAAAAGGGGUGGCUGGAAAGAGAGCAAGCUGUUCUGGAGAGGACGUCUACAGACAUCUGUGACCAGAGGCCAGCCUCCUGGGGAUGGAAGGCCAUUUAUCUACUCCUCCAACAACCGCAACAGAGAGCAGAUACCCACCUGCCUCAUGCACCCACAGUGUUCGCAGAUGCUGGGCAGGCUGACCCCAGUGUAGUCAUGAAGGCAUCACCUGUGCUCAAAUGACUUACCUCAGCAGAAGAGGCCCAUGCCACGGCCCAGGCUAGCUCCUGCCCCCAGGAUCACAGGAGGGGAGGAUGCCUAAGCCCUCGCCAGGCCCCAACCAUCCCCACCCUGGGCACCCAUCACACCAGGCAGCUGCCAUUUCAGGGUCAGUCCGUGCCAGCAGCUGCCCAGACUGAAAGUGGCCCCAGAAGAACACUCCCUUCCCCUUGGGAUAAAGCAGCAGACGUGGUCCCUCAGCCCCUCACUGGCACUGCCUCCCAGCCCCCAGGUCCUCACUGCCACUGACCCCGACCCCUCCCUCCCUGGCCUGGCUCUGCCCAGCAUCCCCCAGCUUGUUGAGACGCUUGCUGGCACCCCACAGCUCUGUCAGGCCCUUCUAGGUCCACACCUGCACCUUCGGUGACCGUGGCUCACACACUGCUCACUCUGAGGACUUUCUACUGAGCUGCAGCCCUGCAGAUCCCUUUCUUCUGGAUGGGAUCUAAUAAGCAUCUCAACCCAAACAUCUUCAAACUGGAUUUCCAGAGGCCCUGGAUCCCACUGGUGCCAUCCAGUUUCCUGCCAUCCUUCCAGUUGCUCAGUCCAGGAGGUCCACGGCCAUCCCUGGCUCCCAUGUCCCCUGACCUGCCAGCGAGCUCGCAGGUCACAGCAGCACGCACCUAAAGUCCAGCCCUCUCCUGGCUCCUCUCUCACAGGGAUUAACAGCAGCCCCUGGGCUCCCCGCCCCGUCCUCCGAGUCUGUUCUCAGCACAGCGGGAUGCCCCUGCACCUCCAGAGAGGAGCCCAGCACUUGGGCUGCUACAGCAUCAAGAGGACCGCAGCUCCGCAGAACACAUGGGGGCUGAGCAGUGUCGUUCCAAGGCCUCAGCAGCAACAGGGACAAGAACCAGAGCUCGAGCUGACAGAGGUAUGGGCCCAAUAAACACUCAGCUCUGCGAAGGCUCCCGGGCAGCCACUUCUGCCUCAGCCAGGCCAUAGCCAAGCUCCAGCCACUGACAGUCCAGACAGCCCAGUGCUGGACAUGGGUCACGGAGACUCCAGAUUGCCACCGCCCUCCCUCAGGUGCCUGGGAAAGCUACCUAAGGCCCUGCUGCCAAAGCACUUCUUCCCCCCAGGCCUCAACUUACCCCAACAUGAUUCUUCAAAUAUAGCCUCCAGACAGUAAGUGAUAAGCCGAUGCACCACCCACCGUGGACACCCCAGACACAUCACACACCAUGUGCUCACAUGGACACUCCAGACACAGAAACCCCCAAGGACUGCAAAUCAGACACACCUGGUAAGACAACAGGAGAAGGGCAUUCAAGAGGGCGAAAGCCAGGCACAAAAAGGCUGGCAGGGAACUGGAAAUUGAGAAAUGACAUGGCAGACUUGGAAACAAACCGAAUGAGAAACUGUAAAUAAGAGCGCCACAGACAAAUUGAACAGCAGGUCAGAAGUCAUAAAGUAGAGAGGGAAGGAAGUACGUGAAACGCAGGGGGUGACUGACAGCCAGACCCAGUAAAGAGGACGACAGGAAGACGAGGACAAGGGAGAAAACCUCAGGAGGAGGCAGGAACCCCAGAUGCUUUCAGUGCUCAUGACAGGUGACUGCUCAAAAGAAGCCAGAAGGAGUGGGAAAAUACCCUCAAGUGCUGAAAUAAACAGCUGCCUCGAAUUCUAAAGCCUCUGAAAAUAAUUUGCAAAUAAAAGCAGACACAUUACCACCAGCAGACCUCACCAGAGGAGAUUCCAAAGGAUGUUCUUUAGGUAGAGGGGAUGUGAUCCCAGACUGGGGAGGAGGGUGGUGGUCUCCAAAUGCAGUAAGCAACGAGGACAAAGAAAGUAGCAAAAAUGUGGACAAUUCAAAAUAAACACUAAUUGCACAAAACAACAAAUGGAAAAUUACACGUAUCUAAAAAAAAAUAUGUGAAAUAAUGUAACUCAAGAGGGAACAGGCAGAAACCUGUUCCAAUAUCCUGUGCUGUCCAAGAGGAAGGACAAAAUACUGAAAACUGAACUCUGCUAAGUCAAGAAUUUUUGGUGUAAUUUCUAGGCUAAAUUGAAAGAAAAAAGUGAAAAAUCUCAAAUAUAUGAGAAAAACGGAAUACAAAUUAUUUUAUUAAACAGAAGAGGGGGGACACAGCACAACAGAACAAAUGGAAACAUGUUCUCAAAUGGCAGACUUAAACCCAGCAGAUGUGAUGUGCUGCAGAUUUAAUGUCCCCAUAGCGACAGUGUUAGGAGGGUGGGGAAUCCAAUUAUGAUAAUUAAGGCGGAGCCCUGAAGAGCUGGUUAGAUUGUAAGGACUGUGCCCAUGUGAAAGGACUGAUCCAUUCAUGGAGUGAUGGGCGUGGUCCUGGUGGCUUUAAAAAGAAAGUGUGUGCAACAUGCUCGCAGGUGCUCAUGCGCUCUCUCUCUGUCUCUCCCUCUCUGUCUCUCCCUCCCUCCUGGCAUUUUGCCAUGUGAACCCUGUAGAGUCAAUACCAAGAAGGUCCUCACCAGAUGUGUUCCCUGGACUUUGGACUUCCCAGCCUCUGCAACUGUAAGCAAUAAAUAUUGUUCCUCUCAAA